This is a messenger RNA of Manis pentadactyla (Chinese pangolin), 978 nucleotides long. Its product is annotated as acidic leucine-rich nuclear phosphoprotein 32 family member B-like. Gene Ontology annotation, cellular component: nucleus. The record is from RefSeq and is a predicted model, not a curated record. Bases 69 to 605 code for a protein of 178 amino acids. The transcript has a single exon. Gene Ontology annotation, biological process: regulation of apoptotic process. NCBI's taxonomy places the organism in Eukaryota, Metazoa, Chordata, Mammalia, Pholidota, Manidae. Gene Ontology annotation, molecular function: histone binding.
GAAAAAGCUAUGUGCAUUUUCUCUUGCAGCUUGAGCUCAGUGACAAUAGAAUCUUUGGAGGUCUGGACAUGUUAGCAGAAAAACUUCCAAAUCUCACACAUCUAAACUUAAGUGGAAAUAAACUGAAAGAUAUCAGCACCUUGGAACCUUUGAAAAAGUUGGAAUGUCUGAAAAGCCUGGAUCUGUUUAACUGUGAGGUUACUAACCUGAAUGACUACCGAGAGAGUGUCUUCAAGCUCCUGCCCCAGCUGACCUACCUGGAUGGCUACGACCGAGAGGAUCAGGAAGCCCCUGACUCAGAUGCUGAAGUGGAUAGUGUGGAUGAAGAAGAGGAAGAUGAAGAAGGAGAAGAUGAGGAGGACGAGGAGGAUGAGGAUGGUGAGGAGGAAGAGUUUGAUGAUGACGAGGAUGAAGAUGAAGACGAAGAUGUAGAAGGAGAAGAGGAUGAAGAUGAAGUCAGUGGGGAGGAAGAAGAAUUUGGACAUGAUGGGGAAGUUGAUGAAGAUGAAGAUGAUGAGGAUGAAGAUGAGGAUGAAGAGGAGGAAGAAAGCGGAAAGGGUGAAAAGAGGAAGAGAGAAACAGAUGAUGAAGGAGAAGAUGAUUAAGACCCCAAAUAACCUGCAAAAAAAGAACUGUUCAGUAUUGGUUGGACUGCUCAUAUGGAUUUGGUAGCUGUUUUUUAAAAAGGUAAGCUGUGAUACAAACCCCAGGACACCUGCCCACCCAAAGAGCCAAAGAAUAGUUCCUGUGACAUUCCACCUUCCUUCAUUUAGUCCCCUUGGAAAUCCACCACCAAGCUUGGGGACUUCACCCCAACAAAAUUGUAAGCGUUGUUAGGUUUUCAUGUAAGACUCGUGCUGUAGCAUGGAUAGCUGGUGAGUCAACUGUCUGUGGCUGCCAGUUACACUGAGAUUGUAACAGCAUUUUUACUUUCUGUACAACAAAGAAGCUUUGUAAAUAAAAUCUUAACAUUUUGGG